Messenger RNA from Aspergillus novofumigatus IBT 16806, 914 nucleotides. RefSeq lists its product as uncharacterized. The transcript has a single exon. The record is from RefSeq and is a predicted model, not a curated record. NCBI's taxonomy places the organism in Eukaryota, Fungi, Ascomycota, Eurotiomycetes, Eurotiales, Aspergillaceae. The coding region runs from base 409 to 873 and encodes 154 amino acids.
UCAUCCAUGCAUUCAGGUUUGCCAAAGUAGACCUGAAAGACCAACUCUCCAAUUUACGCUCAAUACCCGUUUGUACACCGAUAUCUGACAAAGUUGCCGUCAGGAUGAUUGCGUGGAGUUCUCAACCAUAUUUAUCAUUGCUGGUUACAUUCCCAGCUAUUCCUUUCUAUGCUCUUGUUUUCUUCAGUGACGUUUUGAAACGGAUAUCUAAUGAUAUCAAUAAUUUUCAGUCUUCUUCAUGUUGUGUUCUAGGGAUUUCUUUAUGUGCUGUUUCCUUGGCGCUUCGGGGAUGUUGUUCAGCGGUAUUUGGAGGACUAUAGAGUUGGCUGGUCGACUGAUUGAUUGGCCUCAUAGCCGCCUGAGUUUUGUUCAUGAUCUUCUGCCAUUAGGCAGACGGACUUGACGACCAUGAUGCUUUUAAUCUGGCUUUCUCGUCUCUGGAGUCGCCCCUUAUCCUCGUUCACCAGUUCCUGCUUCGAGAGUUCUGUUCCCAGUUGUCUUCUAUGUUGGGAUCAGACAAUGACAUCGUUCUCAGACUUGUGUCCGUGGUGUAUGCAGAGGUCCAUUGAAUGGAUGCCUGGGAGCAUUUGGCAGAGAGACAUAUUACCGGGCCAGGACGCGUCCAAGGGCGUUGAUGUCAAAUUGAGAUGGACAGGGAGAUGGAUCGGGCAUCGAGGUCGCAACCCUUCAUGUACAUACAUAUAUAUGUACCUACACAAAGUGAAUUUCCAACAAGCAUACCAAGUCUUCGACAUCAUUUUAAGCAUGUCUGCUGAGCCACAAGAGCUGCUGCUACUUUGCGACAAUACCAGAUUCGUCCAACCAACAAAGAUUAUGGCAUUGGCCAUGUAUUUGCAUACCGGCUGGCAGUAAAUCGCGUUGUUAAGAAGCAAGCAUUGCUGACGUCCUCGUCU